Messenger RNA from Aspergillus neoniger CBS 115656, 1065 nucleotides. RefSeq names its product mitogen-activated protein kinase. The transcript is spliced from 4 exons. NCBI's taxonomy places the organism in Eukaryota, Fungi, Ascomycota, Eurotiomycetes, Eurotiales, Aspergillaceae. The coding region runs from base 1 to 1065 and encodes 354 amino acids. Gene Ontology annotation, biological process: protein phosphorylation; intracellular signal transduction. Gene Ontology annotation, cellular component: cytoplasm; nucleus. The record is from RefSeq and is a predicted model, not a curated record. Gene Ontology annotation, molecular function: ATP binding; MAP kinase activity.
AUGGUGCAGCAAAUGCCUCCUCAAGGGGGGUCGCGCAAGAUCUCUUUCAACGUUUCCGACCAGUAUGAGAUCCAGGAUGUUAUUGGUGAGGGAGCUUACGGUGUCGUUUGCUCUGCUAUUCACAAGCCCUCUGGCCAGAAGGUCGCCAUCAAGAAGAUCACUCCCUUCGACCACUCGAUGUUCUGCUUGCGGACUCUGCGUGAGAUGAAGCUGCUGCGCUACUUCAACCACGAGAACAUCAUCUCCAUUCUGGAUAUCCAGAGGCCUCGGAACUAUGAGAGCUUCAACGAGGUGUAUCUGAUUCAGGAACUCAUGGAGACGGAUAUGCACCGGGUCAUUCGUACCCAGGACCUCUCCGAUGACCACUGCCAAUACUUCAUCUACCAGACUUUGCGUGCGCUCAAGGCCAUGCACUCCGCCAACGUCCUCCACCGUGAUCUCAAGCCCUCCAACCUUCUCCUCAACGCAAACUGCGACCUCAAAGUCUGUGACUUUGGUCUGGCCCGGUCAGCCGCAUCGACCGACGACAACUCUGGGUUCAUGACGGAAUACGUCGCGACGCGUUGGUAUCGUGCCCCAGAGAUUAUGUUGACGUUCAAAGAAUACACCAAGGCGAUCGAUGUCUGGAGUGUCGGCUGUAUUCUGGCAGAAAUGCUGAGUGGAAAGCCGCUGUUCCCCGGAAAAGACUACCACCACCAACUGACUCUGAUUCUUGAUGUCCUUGGCACACCAACCAUGGAGGACUACUACGGCAUCAAGUCUCGUCGGGCCCGGGAGUACAUUCGCUCACUGCCCUUCAAGAAGAAGAUCCCCUUCCGCGCAAUGUUCCCCAAGAGCAACGAGUUGGCGCUUGACCUUCUGGAGAAGCUCCUGGCGUUCAACCCUGCGAAGCGUAUCACUGUCGAGGAGGCGUUGCGUCAUCCGUACCUGGAGCCCUACCAUGACCCCGAUGACGAGCCCACGGCGCCCCCGAUUCCCGAAGGCUUCUUUGAUUUCGACAAGAACAAGGAUGCACUCAGCAAGGAGCAAUUGAAGCUCCUGAUCUACGAGGAGAUUAUGCGGUAA